CCGGCCCCGAUUGGCCCAGGCAGGCGGCCAAGUCCAGAAGCUUCUGCAAAGGGGCGGCGGGGUGGGGGGCCGGACCCGUAUAUAGCGGGGGGGGGCGCCGGGCCGGAGCGUAGCCACAGCUGGGGCGCAGGGACCUACCCGGGGCGCACGGAGCCAAGCCAAGAUGUCGAAGGGCCAAGCUGUAGGCAUUGACCUGGGCACCACCUACUCCUGCGUGGGGGUUUUCCAGCAUGGCAAAGUGGAGAUCAUUGCCAACGACCAGGGCAACCGCACCACGCCCAGCUAUGUGGCCUUCACAGACACCGAACGCCUCAUCGGGGACGCCGCCAAGAACCAGGUGGCCAUGAACCCCACCAACACCGUCUUCGAUGCCAAGCGCCUGAUUGGCCGGCGCUACGACGACCCGGUGGUGCAGUCGGACAUGAAGCACUGGCCCUUCCAGGUGAUCAACGACGGGGGUCGGCCCAAGGUGCAGGUGGAAUACAAGGGUGAGACCAAGACCUUCUACGCCGAGGAGAUCUCCUCCAUGGUGCUCACCAAGAUGAAGGAGAUUGCCGAGGCCUACCUGGGCAAGGGUUUGAACCUGUGGCACCAGAGCGCCCACCGUGGGCUGGAGGAGGCGCUCCGAUAG
Trachemys scripta elegans is the source of this 631-nucleotide messenger RNA. Its product is annotated as heat shock cognate 71 kDa protein-like. Gene Ontology annotation, biological process: cellular response to unfolded protein; vesicle-mediated transport; protein refolding. The transcript has 4 exons. Gene Ontology annotation, molecular function: heat shock protein binding; ATP-dependent protein folding chaperone; misfolded protein binding. Bases 164 to 631 code for a protein of 155 amino acids. Lineage: Eukaryota; Metazoa; Chordata; Testudines; Emydidae. Gene Ontology annotation, cellular component: cytoplasm; plasma membrane; nucleus. The record is from RefSeq and is a predicted model, not a curated record.